Messenger RNA from Bipolaris zeicola 26-R-13, 1218 nucleotides. RefSeq lists its product as uncharacterized. The transcript has 4 exons. Lineage: Eukaryota; Fungi; Ascomycota; Dothideomycetes; Pleosporales; Pleosporaceae. The record is from RefSeq and is a predicted model, not a curated record. The coding region runs from base 1 to 1218 and encodes 405 amino acids.
AUGGCCGUCCCCAAUAGAGGUCCCGAGCUGCUCGCAGUCAACAUUGCCUUUGUUACCACGGCCGUCUUGGCCUGCCUGCUGAGGUGCUUUGUCCGCGUCCGAAUGGUCAAGGCCUUUGGUCUCGAUGACUGGCUCAUGGUUGUUGCAACCCUCUUCUUCGUAGCCUAUACAACGUCUUCUUGCAUAGGCAUUAGCCAUGGAACAGGCCGCCACCACCACGAUCUCCCCAUCGAGGGUGUCCAGAAUGCAAAACACGCCUGGUACUUCUGUUAUCUGUUCUACUCCACCUCCAUGAUCUGCUCCAAAAUGUCCAUCGGCUUCCUUUUACUGCGCAUCAGCAUCCGGAAACUCCACACUUGGAUCAUCUACGCUGCCAUGCUCGUCUCGGUUGUUGCCGGAAGUACCUUUUUCUUUGUCUGCCUCUUCCAAUGCUACCCCAUUUCGUACAUGUGGGAUCGCACUUCGCAACAAGGAAAGUGCAUCGACAAUACCGUCAUCACUGCCCUCGGCUACGUCUAUAGCAUCUUCUCCAUCAUUUCCGACUUUACUUUUGCUAUCAUCCCUGGAUUCCUGGUCUGGCAUCUGCAGUUGAAGAGGAGGGCAAAGAUUGCACUGAUUCCCUUGAUCACUAUGGGCUGCAUCGCAAGCGCUGCCGUCAUCGCACGCCUGCCCUUUGUCCACUUCUUCAACUCACCCGACUUCCUUUGGUCCACGCUUGACAUUGCCAUCUGGUCUUCUGUCGAACAAGGUCUCGCCAUCACUGCCGGCAGUCUUGCAACACUCCGCCCACUCUUCUUCAUUGCCAUGUCCAAGCUCGGCCUAUCAACCCGCAACCCAUCCGCCUAUCGCCCUUCAGCCUACGCCAUGUCAGCUCCGCUUCCAGCAAACGCCGCCGCCUCUGGUACAACGUCAAAGGCUGAUAAGCUCCGACCGGACAUGUACAAGCUCUCCGCCACUGUUCAAACCCGCACCUCGGAGGAUGGAAUUAUGCAAACUGGAAGCAAGUCAAAAUCGCCCCAGUGGUUCCCAAAUGCUCCGCCCAACUCCAAGAAGAGCACUCGUGUUGACAAUUCGGAUAAUGACAGCGAGCAAAGCCUGAGGAACAAGAGCUCACGAAGCAGCACAGAGGACAUCUUCUCUAAUGGUAUCAUGGUAUCGAAGUCAUUCUACAUUACGGACGAGGAAAGGGGAUCCGUCAUAUCUGCGCCCUACAGAUAG